Seriola aureovittata is the source of this 3966-nucleotide messenger RNA. RefSeq names its product MPL proto-oncogene, thrombopoietin receptor (gene mpl). Lineage: Eukaryota; Metazoa; Chordata; Actinopteri; Carangiformes; Carangidae. The transcript is spliced from 12 exons. Gene Ontology annotation, molecular function: protein binding; cytokine receptor activity. Gene Ontology annotation, biological process: positive regulation of cell population proliferation; hemopoiesis; cytokine-mediated signaling pathway. Gene Ontology annotation, cellular component: external side of plasma membrane. Bases 453 to 2294 code for a protein of 613 amino acids. The record is from RefSeq and is a predicted model, not a curated record.
UGGCUAACCGCUCUAAUGCCCCAAGAAGCCGUCCAUGUUCAUAUUUUGAAGAAAAUGUUAGUGUUUUGAACGUUAUGGGUACAGGUAUGAACAGGUGGAUUGAUGUUGUCGUAGUGGUUUGAGAAGUUCAUGUGGAUAUUUAGAUUUUUGUUAGCAGUGCUAAUGGGUCAAAGCUGCAAUCAAUUUAAGCCACUUUACCAAUAGUGACCUCUGCAUCACAUUAAUCGAUGUGUUUUUUUUGUGUUUUUAACGGUUAUGUAGCAGCAAGGUGUAAGAUUUUUUUUUUCUGAUAACACAGAUGUGUACUCUCCGCCCGGAAUGAUAAAAUGUUAGAGUGAGCGAAGUCCAACGUUUUACACAGACUAUUCCGCAGCCACCUCGUUGUUUUCUGCCUCUCUGCUAUGCUAACGUUGGCGUUAAAUCCAAAUUGACUACAGCUGCCUUCCUCCGCCAUGGAGCGAGCUAUACUUCUCAGGACCAUCUUCAAACUGUCAGGUGAUGUUUGGCUCUUAAAGGACAAGAAGGAUCCUAAAUGUUUCACCCGAACAGGAGGGGAUUUCACCUGCUUCUUUGAGACUGCAGACAACAGGACUUAUGAUUUGCUCUACACAGCUGAAAGCCUGCCCGGAGAGAAAAGGUGUGUCCAGAGACCAGAAGAGGGAACUUACUUCCACAUCUGCUCAUUUCCCUCCGGAGAGGUUUUUUUGUACACGGAAACGCAAUUUGAAGUCGUGGAGCACAACACCACAACCACCCUCUAUAAUCAGACUGUCUAUGUGGAAGACCACUUUCUCCUUGAUCCCCCCUACAAUGUGUCUUUAUACCAAAAUGGACACCCAGGGCAGCUGCUGGUUUCAUGGCAAACACAGGCCCCAACAUACUGUGCAGAUGUAAUGUAUAGGAUUCGAUACUCGUCCCAGGGGCUUGGUGAGAAUACAACAGAGACGAAGGAGGUUACACAUGCUAGAGUAAUACUAGACUCUCUGGUACCAGGGGAAGAGAUUGAAGUCCAGGUCGCUGUCAAAUGUGGCUCUAGUCCAAGUGCAGGAUACUGGAGCAGCUGGUCAUACCUUGUGCGAGCCAUGGUUCCCCAGAGUGCAGAUGAUGUUUCACUAAUGUGCUACACCUCUGACCUGCAAAACAUCAGCUGUCAGUGGAAUGGGAGCAGAUAUGUGGAAAAAGAGUACAAACUUUUCUACAAGAUAGGUCUCAGUGAAGAAUGGAGUCAGUGCGUAACUGAUUGGAAGUUCACUGACCUGUGUCGUUUUCGUGGAGAUAAGUCCAGAAAGGUCGGGGUCAAACUCAGCAGCACUCAAAGUCCACUCAGCAGAGCCUUCUAUACUCAGGAGUUCACUCUUAACAAGAUCAUCAAAACAUCCCCACCAAGUCAUCUGAGUGGAGCAUGGAAGAAAGAGAGGUUGUGCUUGAAUUGGGAGUCUCCUUUUCUGUCGGAUCACCUGCAGUAUGAAGUCGGCUACCAAACCAGAGAGAGUGAAGCAUGGAUGACGGUAUCCUUAAAGGGACCAGAGACUGGAACGUGUCUAGAGGUUUCGAAAGGGAAUCAGUACAACAUUAAGGUCAGAGCUAAACCUACUGGGUCCAUUUACUCAGGCCACUGGAGUGACUGGUCAGAUGUGGUCACUGGUCACAAUCCCACUAAUUUAGGCAUGUGGUUCAUGCUGUUCAUCCCUGCCUCAAUGCUGAUGCUUGUUAUCAUCAUUUACAUGUACCUCAGUAAGCUCAAGCAAUAUUUUUGGCCACCGGUGCCCAACCUUGACAAAGUCCUACAAAGCUUUCUGACAGAGAUAAACCGGCAGAAAUGGGAUCCUCCACUCACAACAAAGCAGUGCACUGAGGAAACCACUGCAUCUGUGGUGGAGAUAAUGUCUGAAGACGAGAUUUCAGGACUGGCGAAGCCAUCAGAGGAAUCCACCCAGCUCCUGUCACCAGAAGGAAGCCUCUCCAGUGGAGAACAGGUAGAUGGGAGCCUUGGGACGAAAAUCUUUCCAGACUAUGUGACUUUGAACAAAGACAGUGUCAUCCUUUGUCCAAAAGGAAACAAGUAUAUGUAUGAGAAGGUCGGAGAGAAAGGAGUCCCGGGGGUGGGGGAUGAUAUUCUCUUAACAUGUCAGUGUUCCUGCAGUCAAGGCUCAGUCUGUGUCCCACCUUGCUUAGGCAAAGACUUUCUUAACCAUUCCUACGUGCCUCUAGCUGAGGCUGCACACAGAUUGGAAUACAGAGGCACUCUGGAAAGGGGACCAGGCAACCUCUAUACUAAUUUACCCUGUAGCUAAAUGUACAGUAAAACAAGUGUACUUUGUAUACUAAGCACUUACACUGACAUAAGAAUGCACUGUAAGUUGAUACAGAUCCACACAUCCAAGUUUACUGCAUCAGUAGCUCCAUUUGUGGAAGAGGCUUUUAUAGAAAUAAAAUCGCUCAGUGAUUUUAAUAAUUAAUGCCUUCUGUGCCUUAAACAAAAGGCCUGUUACCAUUAGGGAUGUUCCUAACAAAUAAUUUCCACGUCAGUUAAAUGGAAAUAUAAAUUUAGACUAGUCGACUAGUGUAAAAGCAAGAAAACAAUCAGAAAACAGAGCUGCGUUACCUUUUCAGACCCAGCGGGAUCACAGUAUCUGCGGGAAAAUGAUUUCAUAUAGGUUUAUCAACGGUGGUUAACAUCCACACACUUAUGUUGAAUAUGGUUACGCAUUGCUCCGGUUGGACGCCCGCAUACAGCCAAAAGUUUGUGACCGCACGGACUGUACGCAUACAAAGUGUGCUGGCUAUGCAUGCUUCAGAUAACAAAAUGAGUCUUGUUUUAAAGAGAGGCUGUGCGAAGAUAUCUGGCGUCACGCACAUUUAUGCGAUUCUUCUUUCAAACAACACAAAGACGGCGAAAUGGUGUUGAACUCCUGGCUCUAUACUGCUAUUCCUGUGUUGUGCAUUAACACCACCGACUGGAAUGGAGUUUGGAUCAGGAAAUGCACACGGGUGUCACAACUGUGGCAGAAAUGAAAAAAUAUGAUAAAAUGUUAAUCAUUAGUUCAAGUAACUAGUAUUUCUGGUGCCGACUAGAGAGGGCAGGAACAUUUAAUCGUGCACAUCCAUAGUUACCAUAAAGUAUAUACAAAGUAUAAUGGGCAUUAGUUUUGAUCAUGGCAUCCUCUCAUUAUUUGUCACCUUCCUUUUGGAGAUGAAAGGCCAUGAAUGCAGCACAGAUUUGUAGAUUAAGUACAUGUAGAUGUGGACAUAACAUUUGAAAACAAGAAUAUCUAUAUUUUUAUUAUUGUUCCAGCUUUGAUUCAAAGCUCUUUAAGAGAUAUAGGUAUAUAUUAUGUAUUACUUUUGUUUGUAAGUAUAGGAUUUCCUGCGCAUCAGGGCUGGAAAUGUACAAUGCUUUGUCUUUGUGAUACUUUGAUUUAGGAUACUUUUGUGAGAGUACAAGUAAAUACCACUCGGUGGCUUUGGUUGCUGAGGACUGUAUUGUACAGUAGUUACCAGUAAUCUGUGCAUUUCUGAUUACUAUUCUGCAUUUAGGAAAAACAAGGUGAAAGUUUCCAUGACGGCUACCAUGUUGGGACUAUUCAGUUUCACAUCGGUUAAUGUGUGUGUAUAUAUAUAUAUAUAUAUUUUUUUUUUUUACUAUUAUACGUGAAUUGCCUCUGAAGAAAAAAAACAAACAUUGUUUUUCAGGUCUUUCUCAUUGUUUUUUAAGCCAUUGCUUGUUGUUGUAUACUCAGUAACUCAUUUAUAUUGUAUGUAUCUUUUGUGUAUUUUUUUUAAUGAGUUUCAAAUGUUCCUCAGACUUCCCAUUUGAGGAGGCUGACAUGAACAUAUGUAGCCAAAACACUUUCUACUGAGCCUUUCCUCAUUAUUAUCUCCUUCAAAAUAGUGUUUUUUUUUUUUCAUUUUAUGUUCCAUUAUAACUUGAGGUUUUGUAUUUUUGGCAUUAAAUAUUAAAACUUA